Ectocarpus siliculosus is the source of this 1038-nucleotide messenger RNA. Lineage: Eukaryota; Phaeophyceae; Ectocarpales; Ectocarpaceae. The record is from the annotation of a GenBank genome assembly.
AUGACACCACUGCUCACGAGCUGGCUUGCAGACCAAAACAACCCGACAAGGGGUGCUCACUCGCGUCUUCAGGCGGCCGACGUGACCGCGGACAAACGAUCGAGGUGGGCAAGAACGUGUCUGCCAUAUCCAAGAUGCCCUCUCUUCGCGUUCACUUCCCACGUGCGGGAAAUCGCGUCGAACGAUGUUCAGCAUUCCCACGAUGCGCCCGGAAAAUCUCGAGGUAACAGGUGUUGCCCGGCUUCGCACCCCCCCGAGUACGCACCUAUGUUCACAGACGUUCGUACCCUUGACGGCACCCCAUCCACAACAACGUCAGGAUCCAGCACCAGGCACACCCGCCUUUGCUCCUGCUCGAGUACAUCGUUCACAGAGAUUUUGUACCCUUGUCGACGCCCUCGAUCAUGUCGUCUCGUGGAAAUGUGCAGCAGGGUUGCCGUCGAUUCCCAGGGUCAUCACGUGCCACCCGCCGAGGUUGACGCUCAGCUCCUCGUCCGCCUGAACCAUUCAAUAAGUGAGGAGCGAGCCGGACCGGACCAAUCCGAUGGCAUGAAGGCGCAAACGACCACUCACACCGGGCAGGACACCACCAUCUUCACGCCCAGCGGUGGCGACGACACCAGCAGCUGCAAGGGCGAGCUGCGGCAUCUACAACACCACCUCCAGCUCACCGGCGAGGUAUUGGGGGGACGACGUCAUCCUCGAGAUCCCCAACGCCGGGCAUGUGGUGGUAGUAACCGCAGGGGAACGCAUCGUCAUCGAGAAAACCAGAACAAGAAAAAGGGGGACUGGGUCAAGAAGAAGCUGGAGAACCCAAAGUCGGUGAAGAAGAUAUUCCGACGUAUAGGCGGCCUUGAUCUUCUUCACCGGCUUUCGAGUGCCCCAGCCUUUUCUGGACUAUGGUUCGUCUUGUUCUUGCUUGGGUUGUUUUUCUCGAUGACGACACGUUCCCCGAUAGUCACCAGGUCGGGGAGCCGAACAACGACAGCAACAACACCAACAGUCGACGACAACACAUACAAGGACAAGGGCUUCUGA